Molecule: messenger RNA, 2431 nt
Organism: Lepidothrix coronata (blue-crowned manakin)
Lineage: Eukaryota; Metazoa; Chordata; Aves; Passeriformes; Pipridae
Gene: GDAP1
Product: ganglioside induced differentiation associated protein 1
Exons: 6
Coding region: 60-1070 (336 amino acids)
Biological process (GO): mitochondrial fusion; mitochondrial fission
Cellular component (GO): mitochondrial outer membrane
Source: RefSeq, a predicted model, not a curated record
CCCGGCGCCGCGGGCCGAGCCGGGCCCAGCCGAGCCCAGCCGAGCCAACCGACCCUAUCAUGGCGCCGCUGGUGCUGUACCACUGGACGCAGUCCUUCUCCUCGCAGAAGGUGCGGCUGGCAAUAGCCGAGAAGGCGCUGAAGUGCGAGGAGCACGAUGUAAACCUGCCGCUGAGCGAGCACAACGAACCGUGGUUCAUGCGCUUGAGUUCCUCCGGAGAAGUACCUGUCCUGAUCCAUGGGGAAAACAUCAUUUGUGAGGCAACGCAGAUUAUUGAUUACCUGGAAGCGACGUUUGUAGAUGAGGAAGUACCAAGAUUAAUGCCAGAAGAGGGGAGCAUGUAUUAUCCAAGGGUGCAACACUAUAGAGAGCUUUUAGACUCCUUGCCUAUGGAUGCCUACACACAUGGCUGCAUCCUGCACCCGGAGUUAACAGUGGACUCCAUGAUUCCAGCCUAUGCUACCAGCAGAAUUCGUAGCCAAAUAAGUAACACAGAAUCAGAAUUGAGGAAACUUGCAGAAGAAAAUCCAGACCUUCAAGAUGCCUAUAUUGCGAAACAGAAGCGCCUUAAAUCUAAGCUACUGGAUCAUGAUAAUAUAAAAUAUCUAAAGAAAAUUCUGGAUGAACUGGAAAAAGUUUUGGAUCAGGUCGAGACUGAAUUGCAGCGUCGAAAUGAGGAAACACCAGAAGAUGGAAAUCAGCCUUGGCUCUGUGGUGAUUUCUUCAGUCUGGCAGAUGUAUCACUUGCCGUCACAUUACAUCGCCUGAAGUUUCUGGGAUUAGCAAGAAGAAACUGGGGAAAUGGAAAGCGGCCCAACUUGGAAGCCUAUUAUGAGCGUGUUGUGAAGAGAAAAGCAUUUUACAAAGUUUUGGGACACGUCAACAAUAUAUUAAUCUCAGCUGUUCUGCCAACGGCAUUCCGCGUGGCCAAGAAAAGGGCUCCGAGGGUUCUUGGCACCACCCUGCUGGUCAGCCUCCUGGCGGGAAUGGGUUAUCUUGCUUUCCUGUGUCUUCGGAAGAGGUUUGCCAACAUGAUGUUACCGAUUAGAACCAGGCAAAAUUAUUUUUAGACCUGUCUGUCCCUGGUGGUGAGUGGAAGGCAUCUCUCCACCCCAGGAAAAUAUCCCCAGUAAAAUAUAAACAUAGAUGAAAGAUUAUGUCUGUGAAUUAGAACAUUUUCACACACUAAUCAUCUCCUGCAGUUGUAUAAUUGGGUUGGUAAUGCUGAGAUAUUUUUCAAAAAUGUAUGUUGAGGGGGCAACAAAGGAAAGAAGAGACUUUCUUUUCAGCCAAGGACCUGUAACUGUGACAGUGCUUUAUUGAAGUGGUUAUCGUCUCCUUUACCCAGUAGCUGACCUAAUUAUAAUGCUUUAAUUUAAUAGAUAUGCAGCAAUGUGAUAGCUUUUCACUGUAGGUGAAAUGCGUUAUUGUGCAGAAACCAGCAUUGUUAAAAUACUGAAAAUAGCUCUUUAAAUGCUCAGAGUAGAAUUUAAGUGGACCAUCGGCUCUGUGCCUGUUGUGUACAGGGGCUAGUUUCUCUUUACUGAUUAAUGUCUAUUGAUUUGCCGUUGGACCUUUAGGAUGUGUUCAAAAGUAAUCUUGUGAAGCCACUUUUGUCACUGUAUGUUCAUGCAGCAGUACAAGAAAAGACUUAAGACAGGUAAGAACAUCAGUGAGUUGUGGGCCACAUGAGUGAAAUUCUCCAGAGGCAUCACUGGGCAACAGGUACUGGACUUUUGCUGAAAUACAAGCGGGAGUGAAAAACCCGACACUUGUCUUUCAAAAGCCUUUUGGGCUUAGCUGCAAACUCUGGCAGAAUCAAAUCAAAUCAAACUAUCUUGGUGCACGCUUGCUGCUUUCAUUGGGGUGGCUUGAUAUAAUUGCCUCCGUAAGAGUGUUCUUUUUUCACUCUGAGCACUGGGUAUUUUUUGCACACUUCUUGUCUACAUUAAGAUUUGCAUGUGCCUCUAUGAAAUGCUUGCCCCCAACGUGCCACAGCCGGCUAGAAAAUGUAUGCACAACAAUGCAUUUUGUAAAAGUAAUUUGAAAUAGUUCACUAUCAGUCUAGUUAGGUAGCCUAGAUUGAAGGUGAAGCUGUAAUUUAGCAAUCUGUUUACUUAUGGAGAGGUGUCAUGUUGGUGGUAAAUGAAAAAUAUAGGUCAGUUUGAAGACAGAUGAUUUUUACUGCAGACUUUUUUGCAAAACUGCACUCUUGUAGCAUGUAGGAAAGGUGUAGAAAAACAUUUUGAUUACUUCCCACUGCUCAGCAGAUGCUGUGAAUUUUAUUAGUUUUGAACUGAGCUCCUGUUUCAAUGAGAAAUUUACAUUUACCUGAAAAUAGACUUUGAACCAUGACAAAGAAAGCAGUUGGGAAGGGCUGAAAAUUUUCAUGACAAUUUAGUAAGAUUUUUGUGUUCUGGAUGAAUGUCUG